Molecule: messenger RNA, 17854 nt
Organism: Podarcis muralis (Common wall lizard)
Lineage: Eukaryota; Metazoa; Chordata; Lepidosauria; Squamata; Lacertidae
Gene: AHNAK
Product: AHNAK nucleoprotein
Biological process (GO): regulation of RNA splicing
Cellular component (GO): costamere; cytoplasm; nucleus
Molecular function (GO): protein binding
Source: RefSeq, a predicted model, not a curated record
CACCCAUCCCGGGCUGAGAGUUACAAGAGCCCAGCCCUAGACUGGGUGCUGCCCACUCGGUGCGCUCCUGCGGCAGGGAUACCACGCGAGAGAGCCUGCUCGCCGGGGCUCAGCUACCGCCUCCAGGAAUCCAGGACAGGAUCGGGGUCUGGGCAGAAGCAGCGACCGGGACGACGCCGGGCAUGGCCGUGCCGGGCAGCUGAAGGCCACGGACCCGCAGGUUGGGAAGUUGGAAGAAACAUUACCAAAGGAUUGGCAAGUGACGAGAAGGGAAUUCCUGGGGCGGUUCCGGCCUGGACCAAAGUCCUAGAAAGAUGGAGAAGGAGGAAGAAGAGACCCGGGAGAUUCUGCUCCCCGACUGGGAAGGCAUUGGCUCUCGCGGACUUACCAUCGACCAGACGAACGAAGGCGUUUUCGUGAAACAGGUUCAACAGGACUCACCCGCUGCCAAAGCAGGCAUUGUGAAAGAAGGGGAUCAGAUCGUGAGUGCCACAAUCUACUUCGACAACCUGCAGUCCGGGGAAGUCACAGAGCUCCUGAAGAACGUGGGCCACCACACUGUUGGCCUUCGGCUGCAGAGGAAAGGCGACCGGUCUCCAUUGCCAGGACAGUCUUGGUCCCAUGAUGUCUUUGCCUCAAGGAGUCCAGAGGUUGUUUUGAGCGGAGAUGACGAAGAGUACAAACGGAUUUAUACCACAAAAAUCAAGCCUCGCCUUAAAUCGGAAGAUGGCAUGGAAGUUGAGCACACAGGAACCCAAAGCAGAACCAUCACAGUCACCAAGAGAGUUACUGCUUACACUGUCGACGUCACAGGUCAUGAGGGAGCCAAAGAGAUUGACAUCAGCAGCCCGGAGUUUAAAAUCAAGAUUCCAAAACAUGAACUCACCCACAUUUCCAAAGCUGAGAUUGAAACAGAACCUGGGAAAACUGUCAUCAAGAUCCCACACGUUGACUUGUCAGGGAGAACAGCUACCCAGAUAACAGACUCCCACGCUGGGGUGAGAGGAAGACCUGACAUUACGUAUACCGGACCAACUAUUGAGUCACCCUCUCAGAGGUUGGAGUUUGGUGUUCCUGGCAUCCACAUGGAACAGCCUAAGGUUGGGAAAACUGAUAUUCGAAUAUUUGGGCCUCAUGUCACAGGUGUAGAUCUGAGAACCCAGACUGACUUUAUACCAGGAGGCCAGGAAGCUGGUUUCCAUGUUACAACGCCGGAAGUGAAUGGGAAAGGAGGUCGGGGUAAAAUCCAAGGUGAUGUGGGAGGGCUGCAAGCUGAUUUAUCAUUGCCCCACCUCAAGGGUCCUUCAGUUGGUAUUUUGGGACCCCAAAUUCAAGGUGAUCUGAAAGGUCCAAAAGUGGACAUCCCCAGUGCCAGUGUCGAAGGCAACAUUAAAUCUCCAGAUAUCAACACUGGAAGCACAGGAAAGGUGGCGUUUCCUGCAAUGAAAAUGCCCAAAUUUGGUAUAUCCUCUUCAGUUUCUGAUGUUGAUGUUCCUCAGCUUGAUGCAGUUGCUCCAUCGGCUUCAAUAAAAGGCCCAGAAGUGUCCUUGAAAGGCUCCAAAUGGGCCAUGGGAGAACCUGGAAUUCCACAACCACAGAUGGACGUGGGCCUGAAAGGUGUGGACUUGAAGGGUGCCCUGAAGACCACCUCUCCAACAUUGGAAGGCCCCAAGGUGGAUAUCAAAGGGCCUUCGGUGGAUCUUGGGGCUCCAGAUGUCGGUCUUGAAGGGGGCGAAGGAAAACUUAAAAUACCCCACAUGAAACUUCCUAAAUUUUCUGCACCAGACCCUGCAGUGACUGUGACUGUUCCAAAAGGGGGACUUAACAUCUCAGGACCUAAAGUGGAUUUGCAAGCUCCUGACGUGACCCUUGAAACACACGUGAAAGGACCCAGAUAUGGCAAGUCUGAAAUAGCUGGUCAGACACCCCAAAUUUCUAUGUCAGAUGUUGACUUGAAUCUCAGGGGCCCUAAAGGGAAAGGCGCCAUGGACAUUUCAGGGCCAAGGGUGGAAGGCCACUUAAAAGGGCCUGGAAUGAAUAUUAAGGGUCCCAAACUAGAUAUUGAAACUGCCAACGUUGAUCUGAAAGGUCCAAAAGUCUCAAUGCCGUCCAUGCAAACAUCACCAGUAAAAGUCACUGUGCCAGAUGUGGACUUGAAUGUCCAAGGGCCAAACCUAAAGGGCGAUGUGGCUGUUUCUGUGCCAAAGAUAGAAGGCGGCCUCAAGGGGCCCCAGAUGGAUCUAAAAGGCCCCAAAGUAGACAUAGCUGCACCUGACAUUGGUAUCAAAGGCCCUGGAGGACAACUGAAGGGUCCUCAUGUCAAGAUGCCUGAAAUGCAUGUUAAGGCUCCUCAAAUUUCCAUCCCAGACAUUGACCUGAAUCUGAAAGGCUCCAAAGUCAAGGGAGGUGUCAAUGUUUCCAUUCCAAAAGUAGGAGGAGAAUUAAAGGGCCCAGCUGUGGACAUCACGGGCCCCAAAUUGGACAUUGGAACACCAGAUGUCGAACUUCACGGACCUGAACUCAAAAUGCCAAAGAUGAAAUUGCCCAAGUUUGGCGUGAAAGGAGAAGUUCCUGAUGUGGAUGUCAGUCUUCCAAAGGGAAGCAUCGAUGUUUCAGCUCCAAAUGUAGACAUUGAAGCUCCCACCUUCAAUAUCAAAGGUCCUAGAGGACAACUGAAGGGCCCCCAUGUCAAGAUGCCAGAAAUGCAUGUUAAGACCCCUCAAAUAUCCAUGCCGGACAUUGACAUGAAUCUGAAAGGCCCCAAAGUCAAGGGGGCCCCCCAAAUAUCCAUGCCAGACAUUGACAUGAAUCUGAAAGGCCCCAAAGUCAAGGGGGGUGUUGAUGUUUCAAUCCCCAAAGUGGAAGGAGAAUUAAAGGGCCCAGCUGUGGACAUCAAGGGCCCCAAAUUGGACAUUGGAACACCAGAUGUCGAACUUCACGGACCUGAACUCAAAAUGCCAAAGAUGAAAUUGCCCAAGUUUGGCGUGAAAGGUGAAGUGCCUGAUGUGGAUGUCAGUCUUCCAAAGGGAAGCAUGGAUGUUUCAGGUCCAAAUGUAGACAUUGAAGCUCCCACCUUCAACAUCAAAGGUCCUGGAGGACAACUGAAAGGUCCCCAUGUCAAGAUGCCAGAAAUGCAUGUUAAGACCCCACAAAUAUCCAUGCCAGACAUUGACCUGAAUGUGAAAGGUCCCAAAGUCAAGGGAGGUGUCGACGUUUCCAUCCCAAAAGUGGAAGGAGAAUUAAAGGGCCCAGCUGUGGACAUUAAAGGCCCCAAAUUGGAUGUUGGAACACCAGAUGUCGAACUUCACGGACCUGAACUCAAAAUGCCAAAGAUGAAAUUGCCCAAGUUUGGCGUGAAAGGAGAAGUUCCUGAUGUGGAUGUCAGUCUUCCAAAGGGAAGCAUGGAUGUUUCAGGUCCAAAUGUAGACAUUGAAGCUCCCACCUUCAACAUCAAAGGUCCUGGAGGACAACUGAAGGGCCCCCAUGUCAAGAUGCCAGAAAUGCAUGUUAAGACCCCGCAAAUAUCCAUGCCAGACAUUGACCUGAAUCUGAAAGGCCCCAAAGUCAAGGGAGGUGUCGACGUUUCCAUCCCAAAAGUGGAAGGAGAAUUAAAGGGCCCAGCUGUGGACAUCACGGGCCCCAAAUUGGACAUUGGAACACCAGAUGUCGAACUUCACGGACCUGAACUCAAAAUGCCAAAGAUGAAAUUGCCCAAGUUUGGCGUGAAAGGUGAAAUGCCUGAUGUGGAUGUCAGUCUUCCAAAGGGAAGUAUCGAUGUUUCAGCUCCAAAUGUAGACAUUGAAGCUCCCACCUUCAACAUCAAAGGUCCUGGAGGACAACUGAAAGGUCCCCAUGUCAAGAUGCCAGAAAUGCAUGUUAAGACCCCACAAAUAUCCAUGCCAGACAUUGACCUGAACUUGAAAGGCCCCAAAGUCAAGGGGGGUGUUGAUGUUUCAAUCCCAAAAGUAGAAGGAGAAUUAAAGGGCCCAGCUGUGGACAUCAAAGGCCCCAAAUUGGACAUUGGAACACCAGAUGUCGAACUUCACGGACCUGAACUCAAAAUGCCAAAGAUGAAAUUGCCCAAGUUUGGUGUGAAAGGAGAAGUUCCUGAUGUGAAUGUCAGUCUUCCAAAGGGAAGCGUCGAUGUUUCAGCUCCAAAGGUGGACACUGAAGCUCCUGGAUUAGACAUUGAAGGACCAGAAGGCAGAAUAAAAGGUCCUAAAUUCAAGAUGCCUGAAAUGCAUAUUAAAACUCCUCAGAUCUCCAUGCCGGACAUCGAUUUGAACUUGAAAGGGCCUAAAGUGAAAGGGGACUUUGAUGUUUCUGUGCCGAAAUUAGAAGGUGGCUUAAAAGGUCCUGCAAUUGAUAUCAAGGGGCCCCAAGUAGACAUUGAUGUGCCCGACGUUGACCUUCAUGGUCCUGAAGGAAAAUUGAAGAUGCCCAAAAUGAAAAUGCCCAAAUUUGGAAUGCCUGGUUUCAAAGGGGAAAGCCCUGGCAUGGAUGUUAGUCUUCCAAAGGGUGACAUUAGUAUAUCAGGUCCCAAAGUAGACGUUGAAGCUCCUGGACUGGACAUUGAAGGACCCGAAGGCAAAAUUAAAGGCCCCAAAUUUAAGAUGCCAGAGAUGAACAUCAAAGCACCCAAAAUCUCCAUGCCUGAUGUGGAUUUCAACCUCAAAGGCCCCAAACUGAAAGGAGAUGUGGAUGUUUCCCUACCAAAGGUUGAAGGUGAUUUGAAGGGCCCAGAAAUUGACAUCAAAGGUCCCAAGCUGGAUAUUGAUGCUCCAGAUGUUGACCUCCAUGGCCCAGAAGGAAAACUGAAAAUGCCAAAAUUCAAAAUGCCCAAAUUUGGAAUGCCAAGCUUCAAAGCAGAAGGUCCAGAGGUGGAUGUAAAUCUUCCAAAAGCAGACGUUGAUCUUUCUGCUCCCAAAGUAGACAUUGAAGCACCAGCCUUGGACAUUGAAGGCCCAGAAGGAAAACUGAAAGGGCCCAAGUUUAAGAUGCCUGAACUGAAUAUCCAUGCACCCAAGAUAUCAAUGCCAGAUGUAGAUUUCAAUCUGAAAGGGCCAAAACUGAAGGGAGAUGUGGAUAUCUCUGGGCCAAAGAUAGAAGGUGACCUGAAAGGACCCAAGGUCAAUAUUGAGGGUCCUAACUUGGAUGUUGAUGUCCCAGAUGUGGAAUUGGAGGGUCCUGAAGGAAAAAUCAAAGGUUCCAGAUUCAAGAUGCCAAAACUCAAUAUUAAAUCUCCUAAAAUUUCCAUGCCAGAUGUCGACUUGAAUCUCAAGGCCCCCAAAAUGAAGGGUGAAAUGGAUGUGUCUGUCCCAAAGAUUGAGGGUGAUAUGAAAGGACCCAGCAUUGACAUCAAGGGCCCCAAACUUGAUGUGGAUCUCCCAGAUGUUGACCUGGAAGGCCCAGAUGCUAAAAUUAAGAUGCCCAAGAUGAAGCUGCCCAAGUUUGGGGUGCCUGGCUUCAAAGGGGAAGGCCCUGAUGUUGACGUGAGCCUCCCUAAAGCAGACAUUGAUGUUUCGGGACCAAAACUGAAUGCUGAUAUGCCAAGCAUAGACAUCGAAGGUCCAGAGGGAAAACUGAAAGGUCCCAAGUUCAAAAUGCCUGAAAUGCAUUUCAAGACACCCAAAAUCUCCAUGCCGGAUAUUGACUUAAACUUGAAAGGUCCCAGAGCGAGAGGGGAGAUGGAUGUAACUGUCCCAAAUAUUGAAGGCAAUUUGAAAGGACCCCAAAUGGAUAUCAAGGGCCCCAAAGUGGAUAUUGAAGCUCCAGAUAUUGACAUUGAAGGCCCUGAAGGAAAAUGGAAGAGUCCGAAGUUUAAGAUGCCCGAAAUGCACAUCAAGGCUCCAAAAAUCUCCAUGCCAGAUGUUGAUUUGAAUCUGAAAGGUCCCAAAAUCAAGGGUGAUGUGGAUGUUUCAGUCCCCAAACUUGAAGGAGACUUGAAAGGCCCAGAAUUUGAUAUCAAAGGACCAAAAUUGGAUAUUGACAUGCCAGAUGUUGAUCUCCAUGGGCCAGAGGGAAAACUGAAGAUGCCCAAAUUCAAAAUGCCCAAAUUUGGAAUGCCAGGCUUCAAAGGGGAAGGCCCAGAUGUUGACGUGAGCCUCCCCAAAGCUGACAUUGAUGUUUCUGUUCCAAAAGUUGACAUUGAUGCUCCAAGCUUGGACAUUGAAGGCCCAGAAGGAAAAGUGAAAGGGCCUAGAUUUAGGAUGCCUGACAUGCACUUCAAAGCUCCAAAGAUCUCUCUGCCAGAUGUUGACUUGAACCUGAAAGGCCCUAAAGUGAAGGGAGAGUAUGAUGUUACAGUUCCAAAGCUGGAAGGUGACUUGAAAGGUCCAGACUUCAACAUUAAGGGUCCUAAGCUAGACAUAGAUGCUCCUGAUGUUGACAUUGAAGGCCCUGAAGGAAAAUGGAAGAGUCCGAAGUUUAAAAUGCCUGAAAUGCACAUCAAGGCUCCAAAAAUCUCCAUGCCAGAUGUUGAUUUGAAUCUGAAAGGUCCCAAAAUCAAGGGUGAUGUGGAUGUUUCAGUCCCCAAACUUGAAGGAGACUUGAAAGGCCCAGAAUUUGAUAUCAAAGGACCCAAAUUGGACAUUGACAUGCCUGAUGUUGAUCUCCAUGGACCUGAAGGCAAAUUGAAGAUGCCCAAAUUCAAAAUGCCCAAAUUUGGAAUGCCCGGAUUCAAAGGAGAAGGCCCAGAUGUUGAUGUGAGCCUCCCCAAAGCAGACAUUGAUGUUUCUGUUCCAAAAGUUGAUGUUGAUGCACCAAGCCUGGACAUUGAAGGCCCAGAAGGGAAAGUGAAAGGGCCCAGAUUUAAGAUGCCUGACAUGCACUUCAAAGCACCCAAAAUCUCCAUGCCAGAUGUUGAUUUCAAUUUGAAAGGCCCUAAACUGAAGGGAGAUGUUGACGUUUCGGUUCCAAAGCUGGAAGGUGACCUGAAAGGCCCAGAUGUGGAUAUCAAGGGUCCCAAACUAGAUGUUGACCUUCCUGAUGUUGAGCUUGAAGGUCCUGAAGGAAAACUCAGAGGUCCCAAGUUUAAGAUGCCUGACAUGCACUUUAAGGCACCCAAAAUCUCCAUGCCAGAUUUUGACUUGAACUUGAAAGGGCCGAAAGUGAAGGGGGAUGUGGAUGUUUCGGUGCCGAAGUUGGAAGGUGAUCUGAAAGGCCCCAAUAUUGACAUUAAAGGGCCAGGAUUGGAAAUUGAUGCUCCAGAUGUUGACAUUGAAGGUCCAGAAGGAAAGUGGAAGAGCCCCAAAUUUAAGAUGCCAGAAGUGCACAUUAAAACACCUAAGAUAUCCAUGCCUGACAUUGAUUUGAACCUAAGGGGUCCCAAAGUAAAAGGCGAUCUGGAUGUGUCUGUGCCAAAGUUGGAAGGGGACUUGAAAGGCCCGGAGGUGGAUCUCAAAGGGCCCAAAUUGGACAUUGACGUUCCUGAUGUUGACCUAGAAGGACCUGAAGGGAAGCUAAAGGGCCCCAAAUUCAAAAUGCCUGAAAUGCAUAUCAAAGCUCCCAAAAUCUCCAUGCCAGAUUUAGACCUGGGUUUGAAAGGACCCAAAGUGAAGGGGGAUGUGGAUGUUUCAGUGCCAAAGUUGGAAGGUGAUCUGAAAGGCCCUGAUGUCAACAUCAAAGGUCCUAAAGUUGGCGUAGAUAUUCCUGAUGUUGAAAUUGAAGGACCUGAAGGAAAACUCAAAGGGCCCAAAUUUAAGAUGCCAGAAAUGCAUUUUAAUGUCCCUAAGAUCUCCAUGCCGGACAUUGAUUUGAACUGGAGGGGUCCCAAAAUAAAAGGAGAUGCUGAUGUUUCUGUUCCUAAAUUGGAGGGUGACUUGAAGGGCCCAAAUGUUGACAUCAAGGGUCCCAAAUUGGAUGUUGACAUCCCUGAUGUUGAGCUUGAAGGCCCUGAAGGAAAACUCAAAGGGCCCAAAUUUAAGAUGCCUGAAAUGAACAUCAAAGCACCCAAAAUCUCUAUGCCAGAUUUUGACCUGAACCUGAAGGGUCCCAAACUGAAGGGGGAUGUUGAUGUUUCUUUGCCAAAGGUAGAGGGGGAUCUGAAAGGACCAGAUGUUGAUAUCAAAGGUCCCAAAUUAGAUAUUGAUGCUCCUGACUUCAGUAUAGAUGGUCCAGAGGGAAAAGUGAAAGGUCCCAAGUUUAAGAUGCCUGACAUGCACUUCAAAGCACCCAAAAUCUCCAUGCCAGAUGUUGAUUUCAAUUUGAAAGGCCCUAAACUGAAGGGAGAUGUUGACCUUUCAGUUCCAAAGCUGGAAGGUGACCUGAAAGGCCCAGAUGUGGAUAUUAAGGGUCCCAAACUAGAUGUUGACCUUCCUGAUGUUGAGCUUGAAGGUCCUGAAGGAAAACUCAGAGGUCCCAAGUUUAAGAUGCCUGACAUGCAUUUUAAGACCCCCAAAAUCUCCAUGCCAGAUUUUGACUUGAACUUGAAAGGUCCCAAAGUGAAGGGGGAUGUGGAUGUUUCGGUGCCAAAGUUGGAAGGUGAUCUGAAGGGCCCCGAAAUUGAUAUCAAAGGACCCAAACUUGACGUAGAUGUUCCUGAUGUUGAACUUGAAGGCCCAGAAGGAAAAUGGAAAAGCCCUAAAUUUAAGAUGCCUGAAAUGAACAUCAAAGCGCCCAAAAUCUCCAUGCCUGAUGUGGAUUUCAACCUCAAAGGCCCCAAACUGAAAGGAGAUGUGGACGUUUCCCUACCAAAGGUUGAAGGUGAUUUGAAGGGUCCAGAAAUAGACAUUAAAGGUCCCAAGCUGGAUAUUGAUGUUCCAGAUGUUGACCUCCAUGGCCCAGAAGGAAAACUGAAAAUGCCCAAAUUCAAAAUGCCCAAAUUUGGAAUGCCUGGCUUCAAGGCAGAGGGCCCUGAACUGGAUGUAAAUCUCCCAAAGGGAGACAUUGAUAUAUCUGCUCCCAAGGUGGACAUUGAAGGCCCUGAGUUAGACAUUGAAGGUCCAGACGGUAAAAUUAAAGGCCCCAAGUUUAAGAUGCCAGAAAUGCACAUCAAAGCGCCAAAGCUUUCCAUGCCAGAUGUGGAUCUUAAUUUGAAGGGUCCAAAACUGAAAGGAGAUGUGGAUGUUUCUCUGCCAAAGGUCGAAGGUGGAUUGAAAGGGCCUGACAUUGACAUCAAAGGCCCCCAAUUGGACAUUGACGCACCAGAUGUUGACUUGCACGGUCCGGAGGGCAAACUCAAAAUGCCCAAGUUUAAAAUGCCCAAAUUUGGAAUGCCUGGUUUCAAGGGAGAAGGCCCUUCCAUGGAUGUGAGCUUACCUAAGGGAGAAGUGGAUAUAUCUGGCCCCAGCCUAGACAUUGAAACACCCGAUUUGGAAAUCGAAGGCCCUGAAGGAAAAUUAAGGGGUCCCAAGUUUAAGAAGCCUGAAAUUAAUUUUAAUGUUCCAAAGAUCUCAAUGCCAGACAUUGACUUGAAUUUGAAAGGUCCUAAAUUAAAGGGAGACUUGGAAGGCGAUAUCAAAGGUCCUAAUGUUGAAUUAAAAGGACCUGAAGUUGACUUAGAAGCACCAAAGAUAGAUAUUGAAGCGAAAACAAAGAAAUCAAGAUUUAAGCUUCCAAAGUUCAGUUUUUCUGGUCCAAAGGUUCACACUCCAGAGGUUGACGUGAAGCUUAAGAAACCAGAUGUUAAUAUCUCAGGGCCCAAAGUUGAUGUCCAAGGCCCAGAUGUUGAUGUUCAUGGAAAAGUGAAAGGCCCUAAAUUUAAAAUGCCUUCCCUGAAUAUUUCAUCACCUAAAGUUUCAAAGCCUGAUGUGGAAUUGAAUUUGAAAGGUCCAAAAUUAAAAGGUGACCUUGAUGUUUCUGCACCAAGCCUGGAAGGGGAUUUGAAAGGUCCUGACAUAGAUAUCAAAGGCCCCAAGUUAGACAUUGAUGUUCCAGAUGUUGAUCUCCAUGGACCAGAAGGCAAACUCAAAAUGCCCAAAUUCAAAAUGCCCAAAUUUGGAGUGCCAGGCUUAAAGGCAGAGGGUCCUGAGGUAGAUAUAAACCUUCCCAAAGCAGACAUUGAUGUAUCAGGACCCAAAGUGGACAUUGAAACUCCCGACUUGGAUAUAGAAGGCCCAGAGGGCAAGAUCAAAGGUCCCAAAUUAAAGAUGCCUGACAUGCACUUCAAAGCACCCAAAAUCUCCAUGCCAGAUGUUGAUUUCAAUUUGAAAGGCCCUAAACUGAAGGGAGAUGUUGACCUUUCGGUUCCAAAGCUGGAAGGUGACCUGAAAGGCCCAGAUGUGGAUAUCAAGGGGCCAAAAGUAGAUGUUGAUCUUCCUGAUGUUGAGCUUGAAGGUCCUGAAGGAAAACUCAGAGGUCCCAAGUUUAAGAUGCCUGACAUGCACUUCAAAGCACCCAAAAUCUCCAUGCCAGAUGUUGAUUUCAAUUUGAAAGGCCCUAAACUGAAGGGAGAUGUUGACCUUUCAGUUCCAAAGCUGGAAGGUGACCUGAAAGGCCCAGAUGUGGAUAUUAAGGGUCCCAAACUAGAUGUUGACCUUCCUGAUGUUGAGCUUGAAGGUCCUGAAGGAAAACUCAGAGGUCCCAAGUUUAAGAUGCCUGACAUGCAUUUUAAGACCCCCAAAAUCUCCAUGCCAGAUUUUGACUUGAACUUGAAAGGUCCCAAAGUGAAGGGGGAUGUGGAUGUUUCGGUGCCAAAGUUGGAAGGUGAUCUGAAGGGCCCCGAAAUUGAUAUCAAAGGACCCAAACUUGACGUAGAUGUUCCUGAUGUUGAACUUGAAGGCCCAGAAGGAAAAUGGAAAAGCCCUAAAUUCAAGAUGCCUGAAAUGAACAUCAAAGCACCCAAAAUCUCCAUGCCUGAUGUGGAUUUCAACCUCAAAGGCCCCAAACUGAAAGGAGAUGUGGACGUUUCCCUACCAAAGGUUGAAGGUGAUUUGAAGGGUCCAGAAAUAGACAUCAAAGGUCCCAAGCUGGAUAUUGAAGCUCCAGAUGUUGACCUCCAUGGCCCAGAAGGAAAACUGAAAAUGCCAAAAUUCAAAAUGCCAAAAUUUGGAAUGCCAAGCUUCAAAGCAGAAGGUCCAGAGGUGGAUGUAAAUCUUCCAAAAGCAGACAUUGACCUUUCUGCUCCCAAAGUAGACAUUGAAGGACCAGGCUUGGACAUCGAAGGCCCAGAAGGAAAAGUGAAAGGUCCCAAGUUUAAAAUGCCGGACAUGCACUUCAAAGCACCCAAAAUCUCCAUGCCAGAUGUUGAUUUCAAUUUGAAAGGCCCUAAACUGAAGGGAGAUGUUGACCUUUCGGUUCCAAAGCUGGAAGGUGACCUGAAAGGCCCAGAUGUGGAUAUCCAGGGUCCCAAACUAGAUGUUGACCUUCCUGAUGUUGAGCUUGAAGGUCCUGAAGGAAAACUCAGAGGUCCCAAGUUUAAGAUGCCUGACAUGCACUUUAAGGCACCCAAAAUCUCCAUGCCAGAUUUUGAUCUAAAUCUCAAAGGGCCGAAAGUGAAGGGUGACGUGGAUGUGUCUGUACCGAAGUUUGAAGGUGAUCUGAAGGGGCCCGACGUCGAUAUUAAAGGGCCGAAAUUAGAUGUAGAUGUUCCUGAUGUUGAACUCGAAGGCCCAGAAGGAAAAUGGAAAAGCCCUAAAUUCAAGAUGCCUGAAAUGAACAUCAGAGGACCUAAAAUCUCCAUGCCUGAUGUGGAUUUCAACCUCAAAGGCCCUAAACUGAAAGGAGAUGUGGAUGUUUCCCUACCAAAGCUUGAAGGUGAUUUGAAGGGUCCAGAAAUUGACAUCAAAGGUCCCAAGCUGGAUAUUGAUGCUCCGGACGUCGACCUCCAUGGCCCAGAAGGAAAACUGAAAAUGCCAAAAUUCAAAAUGCCCAAAUUUGGAAUGCCAAGCUUCAAAGCAGAAGGUCCAGAGGUGGAUGUAAAUCUUCCAAAAGCAGACAUUGAUGUUUCUCUGCCGAAAGUGGACAUUGAUGCACCAAGCCUGGACAUUGAAGGCCCAGAAGGAAAAGUGAAAGGUCCCAAGUUUAAGAUGCCGGACAUGCACUUCAAAGCACCCAAAAUCUCCAUGCCAGAUUUUGAUUUGAACUUGAAAGGGCCGAAAGUGAAGGGGGAUGUGGAUGUUUCAGUGCCGAAGUUGGAAGGUGAUCUGAAGGGCCCCGAAAUUGAUAUCAAAGGGCCGAAAUUAGAUGUAGAUAUUCCAGAUGUUGAACUUGAAGGCCCAGAUGGAAAAUGGAAAAGCCCUAAAUUCAAGAUGCCUGAAAUGAACAUCAAAGCACCCAAAAUCUCCAUGCCUGAUGUGGAUUUCAACCUCAAAGGCCCCAAACUGAAAGGUGAUGUGGACGUUUCCCUACCCAAGGUUGAAGGUGAUUUGAAGGGUCCAGAAAUAGACAUCAAAGGUCCCAAACUGGAUAUUGAUGCUCCGGACGUCGACCUCCAUGGCCCAGAAGGAAAACUGAAAAUGCCAAAAUUCAAAAUGCCCAAAUUUGGAAUGCCUAGCUUCAAGGCAGAGGGCCCAGAUGUGGAUGUGAGCCUCCCCAAAGCAGACCUUGAUGUUUCUCUUCCGAAGGUGGACAUUGAUGCACCAAGCCUAGACAUUGAAGGCCCAGAAGGAAAAGUGAAAGGUCCCAGAUUUAAGAUGCCUGACAUGCACUUCAAAUCACCCAAAAUCUCCAUGCCAGAUGUUGAUUUCAAUUUGAAAGGCCCUAAACUGAAGGGAGAUGUUGACCUUUCGGUUCCAAAGCUGGAAGGUGACCUGAAAGGCCCAGAUGUGGAUAUCCAGGGUCCCAAACUAGAUGUUGACCUUCCUGAUGUUGAGCUUGAAGGUCCUGAAGGAAAACUCAGAGGUCCCAAGUUUAAGAUGCCUGACAUGCACUUUAAGGCACCCAAAAUCUCCAUGCCAGAUUUUGAUCUAAAUCUCAAAGGGCCGAAAGUGAAGGGUGACGUGGAUGUGUCUGUACCGAAGUUUGAAGGUGAUCUGAAGGGGCCCGAUGUCGAUAUUAAAGGGCCGAAAUUAGAUGUAGAUGUUCCUGAUGUUGAACUCGAAGGCCCAGAAGGAAAAUGGAAAAGCCCUAAAUUCAAGAUGCCGGACAUGCAUUUCAAGGCACCUAAAAUCUCCAUGCCAGAUAUGAAUCUAAACUUGAAAGGGCCUAAACUUAAAGGUGAUGUGGAUGUUUCCGUCCCAGAAUUUGAAGGGGAUCUAAGAGGGCCUGAAAUAGAUAUCAAAGGUCCUAAGAUAGAUGCUCCUGACAUUGACAUUGAGGGACCUGAUGGAAAACUGAAAGGACCUAAAUUUAAGAUGCCUGAGAUGAACAUCAAAGCACCAAAAUUAUCCAUGCCAGAUGUAGACCUCAACUUGAAGGGCCCAAAACUGAAGGGAGAUGUGGAUGUAUCUCUUCCCAAGAUUGGAGGUGAUUUGCAAGCACCAGAUGUGGAUAUACAUGGCCCUAAGCUGGAUGUUUCGGUUCCUGAUGUUGAGCUUGAAUGCCCUGAAGGAAAACUUAAAGGCCCCAAGUUUAAGAUGCCUGAUAUGCAUUUUAAGACCCCCAAAAUCUCCAUGCCAGAUUUUGACUUGAACUUGAAAGGUCCCAAAGUGAAGGGGGAUGUGGAUGUUUCGGUGCCAAAGUUGGAAGGGGAUCUGAAGGGCCCUGAAAUUGAUAUCAAAGGACCCAAACUUGACGUAGAUGUUCCUGAUGUUGAACUUGAAGGCCCAGAAGGAAAAUGGAAAAGCCCUAAAUUCAAGAUGCCUGAAAUGAACAUCAAAGCGCCCAAAAUCUCCAUGCCUGAUGUGGAUUUCACCCUCAAAGGCCCCAAACUGAAAGGAGAUGUGGAUGUUUCCCUACCAAAGGUUGAAGGUGAUUUCAAGGGUCCAGAAAUUGACAUCAAAGGCCCUCAAUUGGACAUUGAUGCUCCCAAUGUUGAUAUUCAUGGUCCAGACGGAAAGGUGAAAUUCCCCAAGAUGAAGCUGCCCAAAUUUGGCAUGCCUGAGUUCAAAGGGGAAGGACCUCAUAUCGAUGUAAAUGUACCCAAGGGUGAAUUGGAAUUAUCAGGCCCCAGCUUGAACAUAGAAGGACCAGAAGGAAAACUGAAGGGUCCCAAACUCAAAACACCUCAAAUAUCCAUGCCAGAGAUUGACUUAAAUCUGAAGGGACCUAAAGUGAAGGGUGAUGUUGAUGUCGCUCUUCCCAAGGUUGAAGGCAGCUUAAAAGGUCCAGGAAUUGAUAUUCAAGGGCCAGGAAUUGAAGCUAAGGGCCCUGAGAUUGACUUGGAGUGUCCAGAUGUAAACCUUGAAGGGCCAGAGGGAAACGUUAAACUCCCUAAAUUUAAAAUGCCAAAGUUUGGAUUUGGAGCAAAAAGCCCCAAGGCAGACGUCUCCCUCCCAGAAGGUGAGCUGAAUGUUGAAUCGCCUGACAUCUCCAUUUCUGGAAAAGGGAAGAAAAGCAAAUUCAAAAUGCCUAAAAUCCACAUGAGCGGGCCUAAAGUCAAAGGCAAGAAGGCUGGCUUUGCUGUGAGUGGAGAUAUGGAUGCAAGUAUGAAAUCGCCAGAUUUGGAAGGAAGCAUUUCUGUCCCUGAAGCAUCCCUGAAAGGAGACAUGAACAUCAAGUCACCCAAAGGAAAGAAGUCUAUGUUUGGGAAACUCUCUUUUCCUGACGUCGAGUUUGAUAUCAAAUCACCUAUGUUCAAGGCUGAUGCUUCUUUGCCAAAGGUGGAAGGGGAAAUCAAGUCACCAGGAAUAGAUGUCUCAUCACCAUCUCUGAAAUCUCCAGAUCUUGACAUCACAGUUCCCAGCGGAAGUGCCAGCCUCCCCGAUGUCAAUAUUGGAGGUCCUGACAUCCAUCUCAAGAAGCCAAAGUUCAAAUUCUCAGGUGGAAAUGUCGAUCUGGCUGGUCCCAAACUGGAAGGAGACCUUCGAGGCCCUAGUGUUGAUGCCAACCUCAGCGCGCCUGACAUCAGCCUGAAAGGUCCAUCAGUGAACCUGCCAUCCAUGGGUGUUUCUGCUCCUUCCAUGUCAGCCCCUGACAUUAACUUGAAAGGACCAAAGCUGAAAGGUGAUAUUGACCUUCCCCAGAUGGAAGGACAAGGCCUAGAAGGGAAAUUGAAAAUGCCAAAAUUUGGCUUGCCAAAGAUCGGGAAGCCAGGUGUGAAAGUGGAGGGGCCCGAGGUGGACCUUCAAGGAAAACUGCCCUCAGCAAGUGUUGAUGUUUCGGCCCCAAGCAUCGGAGGAAGUAUGAGCGCUCCUGCAGUGGAUGUAAGCUUGAAAGGACCAAAAUUUGGAGGAGACAUGGGCCUUUCUGGUGACAUUAAAGGUCCAAAGAUCGGAUUUGGCACACAAGAUGUUGACGUCAGUGGUUUUGAAGGAAAGCUUAAAAUGCCAAAGGCCUCAGGCCUAGAUGUCAAUGUGAGUGCUCCAGACCUGGACGUGAAAGCGCCAACAGUAAAAAUGGCCUCUGGAGGAGGCAUUUCAGCGCCUGAUUUCGAUGUGAAUCUGAAAGGACCAAAGAUCAAAGGAGACUUCGGCAUUUCUGGCGGCAUUACAUCUCCCAAGGUGGCUGUCGAGGCACCUGACGUUAACGUGGAAGGCUCUGGAGUUGGAAUUAAGAUUCCCUGCAUGAAGCUGCCCCAGUUUGGCAUCGCCAGUGAAGGAGGAAGUAUUUCAGGACCACAGAUCAAAGGGCCUGAAGUAGAUCUCAAAGGACAUGACAUUUCUGCCCCAGGCUUUGACUUGAAUGUGAAAGGACCAAGUUUGAAAGGUGACGUUAACGUAUCUGGUGGCAUGAAAGGUCAACAGAUCGGCGUGGGGGCACCAGGUGUGAAGAUUUCUGGCAUGGGCUUGGACACUGGCGCUCCUGAUGUCAGCUUGAGAGGACCUUCGCUCAAUGUGUCAGCUCCCAAAGUUUCUGGGCCAGAGCUAAACAUGGGCAUGCAGGGGUCUGGAGGCCUUCAGUUUUCUGGACCAAAGGCAGGGGUUGAUCUCAAAGGUCCCAAAUUAGAGGUCAAAGGUCCUUCUGUUGGGGUGAAUGUUCCACACGGCCAUUUAGAAAGCCCAUCUGGACAAGUGUCGUUCCCCAAAAUGAAAAUGCCAAAAUUUGUGGUUGCGGGGCAAGAGCUAACAGGAAGGGAGGUUGGAGUUGAUGUUGAGUUCCCUCAGGCGCCAGAGGCAAGCUUCCAUGCCGGGGCGGUGAAUGUCGAACUGGAAGAGCCUGACAUUAAGCUUAAGAAAUCUAAAAUCAAAAUGCCAAAGUUCCCUUUCUCAAAAUCUAAGGUCAAAGGCAGCGUUGGCUCCCCAGAGAUCUCGGUGUCUGCCUCAGGGUGCGAAGGGGAGUUACAGGCCAGCCUGGGUUCCUUGGAGGGGGAUGUGGAAGUGGAAGGGUCUGCUUCUCCAAAAGGGAAGUUCUCCUUCUUUAAGGGCAAAAAGUCCCGGCACCGGUCGUCGUCUUUCAGCGACGAGCAUUCCUCGCAUUCGACGCCAACAGGCACACUGGAGCAUGACAAAGGCAAACAGGCCAAGCUGAAAUUUGGUACGUUUGGGGGGAUAGGGGCAAAAACUAAAGGUUCUUAUGAGGUAUCGGGAAGUGAUGACGAAAUGAAAUGAGUGGAGUGGGGGGGUUCUCGUGUACAUAUUGUCUCUGUGUGUAUAUAUCUUAUCUAUCUCCCUUAUAUGUGUGUAUAUACAAAUUUCCUAGCUUGAAAUGCUCAGCAAUAAAAACAGGGUGCCCAGUGAAAUGGUAGGCCUUAACUGAGAAAUAACCAUGUUUUUACUGUGGUCAGGGAGUCUUCCCAACAGGAUUAUCUCUUCCAUAGAUUAUAUGUAUAAAUAUCUCACAGAAACUGAUACAGCGCUUUUCUUUUUUUUGCAAAGUUCUUAAAGCAGUGAUAUGGCAGGUAAACUUGCAUCCCAGAAUGCAUUGCCGUACUUCCCACAAUGCACUGUGGCUGUAAUAACGGUUAUGUAGUGCCAAUUUUUUUUAAAAAGCGGCAACACACACAUAACACAGAAUGCUGCUUGGUGAAUCAGCUGUAUCAGUUUGAAUAAAACAGUAUCAUUUGUGCCAUGGGUAAUAAUGCCGAUUGUGUGAUGGGCACUUCUUCCGGCUACCAAUUUGAAAAGAGGUAGAACCUGGAUUUAUGUGAUAUUUAAAGCUGUGCCAUUAGGAAGGUGGGGUGUACAGUUCCUCAGAUGUAUUUUGGAAGUUCUCUCUUGUGUUUUAGGGUUGGGGGUUUGCGCUUCGUACGCUGAGAGCUUUAUGUUUACUUAAGCAAGCUUUUAAAAACAUAUAAAUAUAUAUACUUUUCGACUUGCUAAAUAUCUUCAGUGUUGAUCUAUGGCAAUUGUUUUCCAUUUCAAUGACUCCCCUCCCCCUCCUGCUUUUAUCUGUGGAAGGGGGCAGCUAAAAUUUUUCUAUUGUUUAAAAAUUGGAUGUGUUAAAAGAAAAAGAAAAAAAACUCUGUAAAAAUAUAUAGAUGCAACUGAGAUGUGUCAAAUUUGGGGCCUCACAAACAGUCUUACAUUGCUGCAGAAAGGUCAGGUUUUUUGUAUUCAUUUGAUACAGGACAGAUGUAAUAAAACACCCAUGGUAUAAUUUUCCAUUUUUGUCUGGUUAACAAAGUCACGAUAAAAUAAAUUAACCAAAGAUUUUGUGUACAUUCUGACACCAUCUUAGUCAUCUCUAUAUAUUUGUUAUUUUUGUAUAAUGAAAUGAAAGUUUUCUGAGAUGUGGAGCAAAAUUCUUCAAGGCCUUCUAUAUUCCCUCCCAACCUUACAGAUGCUAUUUGUUAUCUACUUCAUCUUUUUGUUUAACAAAUGUAUCUCGAUUUUAAAACAAAACAGUAAAAGGAAAAUCUUUUCAGCACUUUAAAAGCAAAUUAAUUGAGAAUAACUGAUAUUGUAAAAUGGAAAUAAAGUGUUUAUUAACCUUUUGA